AUGCGCUCUAUGGUAACUUUCUGGUUUAUCUACCUGACUUUAUGGACGGUCGACCGGCUCCUUUAUGGCUUCUUGUGGUAUGCCGCACAGCUCGUGUAUGGAGUUGCUCCGUUCUUCAUGUAUAACAGCUUUGGUCGCGCCUGGCCAAGAAUCCAGUCUUUCGUUGAGGCUGUCCGUUUAAAUGAAGUACCUGGACGACGUAUAGGAGCCGCCGGAUUCUGCUGGGGAGGCAGGCCGGUACUAUUCCUUACACAUCCAGAUGCCAGGACUGCGGAGGGUAAUCCACUCGUUGAUGCAGUCUUUACAGGUCACCCUAGCGGUUUAUGCCUGCCUGGCGAUGCAGAAAAGGUUACCAAGCCUGUGUCCGUUGCUAUUGGAGACACAGAUAUAGUUACUUCUAUGUCACAGAUUGAUGUGAUGAAGAAUGUCUGGCAGAGCUUAGGAGAUGUUCCGACAGAGGUGGUUGUGUACCGAGGAGCUGGCCAUGGCUUCUGCGUCCGUGUAGACCCCAGCAAUCAGAAUCAAUUUCAGCAAAGCAAAGAGGCUGAAUAUCAGGCCUUGAGAUGGUUUGAUAAGCACCUCGGCUAG
Messenger RNA from Fusarium musae, 588 nucleotides. RefSeq lists its product as uncharacterized. The record is from RefSeq and is a predicted model, not a curated record. The transcript is spliced from 2 exons. Gene Ontology annotation, molecular function: hydrolase activity. NCBI's taxonomy places the organism in Eukaryota, Fungi, Ascomycota, Sordariomycetes, Hypocreales, Nectriaceae. Bases 1 to 588 code for a protein of 195 amino acids.